Molecule: messenger RNA, 1441 nt
Organism: Callorhinchus milii (elephant shark)
Lineage: Eukaryota; Metazoa; Chordata; Chondrichthyes; Chimaeriformes; Callorhinchidae
Product: zinc-binding protein A33-like
Exons: 5
Coding region: 454-1359 (301 amino acids)
Biological process (GO): protein ubiquitination
Molecular function (GO): ubiquitin-protein transferase activity; zinc ion binding
Source: RefSeq, a predicted model, not a curated record
AUGGAUAAAGCUUAUCAUUACAAAUACACGUUAGGAGCACCGCAGACUCCGAUCGCAUUGUGUACCUCAGAUGACAGAGGUUCAUCUGCUUUUUUCCUUUCUCUCGAUAUAUCCGGCUCUGACAAAGCCCUCGAGUACAUCACAGAGAGUCUGUAAUGUCACCUUUUUAACGAAAGUAAAAUACACUGUUCAACUUUUCCUAUUGUGGGUUGCUGCCUCUCAAAUUCAGAGGAAGUGUGUGUGUGUGGGUGUGGGUGUUGGGGGAGGGGUUAGUGGGCGAUGGUGGGGGUGAAAUGUACCAAGAAGAUAAAAUAUUCUCUCUUCAGCCUGUGCCGAAUAUUCUCCAGAUUUAGAUGAGCAGGGUGUGGUCUCCACCAGAGAUUUUGCCCUCCAAAUACACAGAAAAGAUUUCAUCGGAAAGCUAAGGCAGGUUGAAUCAGGAAGUGCUCAGAAAUGUCUUCAAGAGGCCAGAAGCAGAAGUGGACGGAGGAGUUAAACUGUCCCAUCUGUUUGGAGAUCUUUACCGAGCCAGUUACCCUGAAGUGUGGCCACAACUUCUGCCGCUUCUGUAUCACGCAUAGCUGGAGCGAGCAGCUGAAAGGAACCUGUCCAGAAUGUCGAGAGGUGAAUUCAGGAAAUCAGCUGAAACCAAAUCGAACGCUAGUAAAUCUGUCAAAUGAAGCUCGGGAACUGAAAUCACCGCAGAACAAAGAGAUGCGUGACUGUGAUAAACAUUCGGAAGAACUGAAGCUGUUCUGUGAAACUGAUAAGAAAUUGAUCUGCAUCAUGUGUCUUAUUGAUGCCGAUGGACAGAGCCACAAAUCCCACGACUUAAUGCUGAUAGAGAAAGCGGCUGAGAUCUACAAGGACAAACUAAAAUCGUCCUUUGAUCCGGUUAUCAAAAGAAACGAGGCUGUUCUGCUCACUGAAUCGGAGCAAAAAGAGAAGAUUUCAGCGCUGAAAGAGCAGGUGAGCAGGCUGGCGAAGCAUGUUACGGCUGAGUUUGGUAAGAUGCACCAGAGCCUCUAUGACAGAGAGCAGCGUGUAAUCCGAGAGCUCAGACAGCGAGAGCAGGAGAUUUUGCAACGAAUGGAGAAAAAUCUGGGAGAGAUUCGGGGCAGUUUAGUUUCCCUUCAACAAAAAUUCUCAGAGUUAAAGAAACAGAUGGAAAAGGACGCAUUCACCUUUCUGCGGGAUGAAAAUACUCGGAAGAGAAGGGUCAGUGAGGAGUAUGUUAAGCUGUCAUUAUCUGAGGGUGAUCUGCCUGUGGGGAUAUACACAGGACCUGUACAGUACGCAGCCUGGAGAGACAUGAGACACAUCAUUAGCCCAGGUAAAUAUCUCCCAUUCUCAGACUGAAGGUGUAUGAAGAGUCUUAGGAUACUAACAGAUUAACAGUAACGAUCCUCGCAUUUAAUAUUGUGCGUUAUCACAUCUUCAC